Pestalotiopsis fici W106-1 is the source of this 18402-nucleotide messenger RNA. RefSeq lists its product as uncharacterized. Bases 1 to 18402 code for a protein of 6133 amino acids. Gene Ontology annotation, cellular component: cytoplasm. The transcript has 4 exons. The record is from RefSeq and is a predicted model, not a curated record. Gene Ontology annotation, biological process: amino acid activation for nonribosomal peptide biosynthetic process; secondary metabolite biosynthetic process. Gene Ontology annotation, molecular function: catalytic activity; phosphopantetheine binding. NCBI's taxonomy places the organism in Eukaryota, Fungi, Ascomycota, Sordariomycetes, Amphisphaeriales, Sporocadaceae.
AUGGCUUUGGCGCAGCGGCAGUCUGCGGACCACACCUUGGUGAUAGAUGCAGUGGGAUACGCAACGCGGUUGCCGUGGUGUAGUGAUGCACGGCUAAAUGAACGUCGGUAUGCAGCCUUAGAACGGGUAGCUCAACAGAAUCUCGGCAUCGUGAUUAUUCUCAACGCCAGGAACGACGCUGGUCUAACGGCACAACAACCUACCAUGGCCCCUCUGCUCGACUACGUCGCGAGCGACCAGCGACAUGACCAUGACUACGACGUUUCGCUCAAAUCGAAGCUUGAGGGUUUUGCUGCCAGUGCUCUUGAUAUCAGCCUGGACAAGUUUCGAAAACAAUCUUACAAAACAUGGCUUGCACUGGGUGGAGAUUCUCUUACGGCCGUCAAUUUUAUGGGCUCUUGCCACGAAGAAGCUGGGAUUGAGGUCGAUAUUCCUGAUAUUUUGCAGUCUGGAAGUGUUGCGGAUUUGAUCGACCGUAUUGCACGAUCUCACCAAACCAAGGAAUCGACUAGCAACGGCACCACAGAGUUAUCCCAAAAUGGCCACGGCAAUGGAAGCGGUAAUUUGUCAAGCAACGGAAACUGCAAAGACGUGACGCCUGGAGGUCUGAGCGACGUCUUACAGGAUUCGCUCGACGAGAUUCAAGGCGUCGGGCCUUGCUCCCCCAUGCAGGAAAACUUCCUUGCCCUCCAAAGCAUGGAUAGUCGGGCAUACCAGCUACAGCUCGCGGCGAGAAUAUCUUCCACCAACCCUGCAAUCGUAGUUAAUCCCGAAUCCAUUAAACAGUCAUGGUCAGCUGUGGUGAAAAGGCAUGUUGCUCUACGAACAACAUUCGUGGAGAGUGUGGAUCGUCCUGGAAGGUUUGACCAGGUUGUGUGGAGUGAUCUCAGUCCCCAAAUCAGCAUUCUGCCCCUUCAUGAGGCCGAAAGCAAGACGUCUCAUCAAUAUGGCUCCGGAUCUCCCUAUCAUUUGGUACUUGCACAGGUUACGGGUGCCCAAACGUUCAUGAAGUUGUUCAUCUCUCAUAUUAUAAUGGAUGGCGUCUCCACAGAGAUCUUACUCCGCGAUCUCUGUAGAGCACUUGCAGGAAUACUUCCAGUGGAGGAAUCGCUGAAGUAUGAAGACCUUUUGUAUGCUCAACAACCUGAUACUUCAUCUGAGACUCUGUCGUAUUGGUCUCAAUACCUGCUGCCAGUCGAAAGUACCUUUUUGAGCAGCCCAAACUCGAGAACAAGCCCAACUGGACCAUAUUCGAUACACCAAGACAUGCAAAUUUCCCCAGAAUUGGCACGGAAUCUUUCAGAGCAACACAACACGACUCUGGUCAACGCUUGCCAAGUCGCAUAUGCACUUGUACUACGCUCUUAUACCGGCGCGGAUAACGUUUGCUUCUCUUACACAACCUCAGGCCGACACAAACGUAUCAAGGGUCUUCACGACGCCGUCGGUAACUUUGUCAACACCCUUCCAUGCCGCGUUGAUUUCAGCGAAACGAAAACAGUGGUCGAGGCAUUGCGACGUAUGCAAGGCGAUUUCCUGAGCAGCUUGCCUUACCAAGGAGCCAGCUUGACCGACAAACGGGAGAUGAGCGGGUCCUCUUUGCACCAGCUCAGCGAUUCACUCUUGUCCUUCCAUCGCGCACCGCACGAUACGGUGCUUGCAAGGGCAGGGUUCGAUGUAGAUGUUGUGUCGUGGGAGUCUUCAUCAGAUUAUAAUUAUACCCUAAUGAUCAAAAUGGACCAACAAAGGCUGGGGCUCAGAUUUGAUGUGUGGGAGUCGCUUAUAUCCAGGGAUGACGCCCUGAAUAUACUGCAACUUUUCCGCGACAGUUUAGAUUUCGUGCUUCAAAAUAGCAGUCAGCCUUGCUUGGAUUUCAUAGGACUAACAGCGCACGACCAGUCGGCAAUAAUCUCCAGCAACCAAAGUCCACCAGCUAUUGUGCGCGACUGUGUCCACGACCAGGUCUGGGCUACGGCAAUUCGACAGCCUGAUAGACCGGCUAUAUGCGCGUGGGAUGGUGAGCUAACGUAUAGCGAAUUGGGUAUUGCAACCCGCCGCCUCGCUACAUAUCUUGUCAGCCUUGGGGUGGGACGUGAAGUGAACGUCGGCUUGUGCAUGGACAAGUCACUUUGGGCACCGGUUGUGAUGUUGGCGAUCUUGCAAGCUGGAGGUGUGGUGGUGCCCUUUGGGAAUCAACAUCCACCCAAUCGGAUCCAGACAAUGGCGGAUAAUGCCACCGUAACCAUACUUUUGGCUGAUAGAGAGCACACCCAAAGGCUAGCGGGAGUCAUUCCUCGUAUCAUUGAAGUUGAUGGCAGCUUCAUAGGCCAGCUACCAACAUCAAACGCCGUUCCUUGGCCCAAAGUCUCGCCAGAAGAUACAGCUUGGAUUGUGCACACUUCUGGUAGCACUGGGGUCCCAAAGGGAGUCGUCCUACAGCACCAGGCAUUAUGCACGCCAAUGCAGACUCAUUCGGCUCGUUAUGGUAUGGGACCUUGGACGCGGGCUCUACAGUUCUCUGCGCAUACAUUUGACGUUACCAUUAUGGACAUAUUUACAACUCUAACGUUCGGGGGAUGUGUAUGCAUUCCUUCGGAAAGCCAGAGGGUUGAUGAUCUUGGAGCGGCCAUCAAAACCUUGGGGGUGACUUUUGCCACUUUGACUCCCACUGUUGCUUCAUUGCUCGAUCCACAGGAUCUGCCUACACUGAAUACGUUGAUUACGACUGGUGAGGCUCUGACGCCUGCUGUUGCCCAUCCGUGGCUAGAGGUGGGAAAAGUCAAAUUUUUCAACGCCUACGGUCCAUCCGAAUGUACGUAUACAUCGACAAUCAAUGGACCCCUGACUAGUUCCGAGGAGGCCACAUCCGUUGGUUUCCCAGCUGCGAAUUGCCUGUGGAUAACAGAUCCCCGCGAUUUUAAUAGGCUGAGUCCUAUUGGCGCCAUUGGCGAAUUGUUAGUCGAAGGCCCAAUCGCACGGGAAUACCUACAUGAUCCAGAGAAGACGGCGUCAUUCUUUGUCAUAGACCCGGGUUUCGUCAAAAAGCUUGGUCUAGCACCCGGACGACGCAUGUACCGCACAGGCGAUCUGGUCCGGCAGGCUAAGGAUGGUUCCUUGAUCUACCUAGGCCGUAAAGAUACCCAGAUAAAGAUCCGGGGCCAGCGGGUGGAGAUUUUGGAGAUCGAGAACCGGAUUGCACAGUCCCUACCUGGCAAUUCACGCGUAUGCGUGGAUUUGGUUCAAGCACACAGUUCCUUGGGGUCAUCGCUGCUUAUAGCGGCAAUCGAGAUGCCAGAAGUGGCUUCGCAAGGAAGCUCGGUAGCAGGAACACUUUGCGAUCCUUCUGAAGACCUGAAAGAUCUAUUACAGAAGCUGCGAUCAAAACUUCUUGAUGAAUUUCCUCUAUACAUGGUUCCUAGCCAUUUCGUGCCCUUCCUGACUUUUGCGACAUCUGCGUCGGGGAAGCUGGACAGGCGCGUUAUGCACACGAUACUCGAGCGAUUGACAGAAAGUCAGUUGUCACGCUUCAACAAGACCGCUGUCCAAGACCCCAUAUCAACAGAGACAGAAAAGACUCUCCAGGGAAUUUGGGCCGUAGCUCUUGGACGCCCCUCUGAGGAAAUCAGCAGGAACGACCAUUUCGUGCAGCUUGGCGGUGACUCUGUAGUUGCCAUGCGCAUGACUGCAAUUGCCAGGAGGAGUAAUAUCUCACUUUCCGUCGCCGACAUCAUUCGAAAUCCCCGUCUGGCCGAUAUGGCGCGCGUUAUGGAUGGUUCUGCGGACGCAGCGGAACGUGCCGCCAAGGAGGACCCGGAGCCAUUUGCGCUGUGGAGCGGAUUUCUCAAAGAAAGCGAGGAAGAACAGAAGAGACGAUUGACCAGAGUGGCUGAGCAGUGCAAUAUCCUUCCGAGUCUUGUGAUAGAUGUAUACCCAGCCUCGCCACUCCAGGAAGCUUUGAUGGCAAUGACGUCUCAGCAAUCUGGAACAUAUGUCGUGCAACAAGUAUUCCGCCUUGAUUCAAAAGUUAACCUGGAGCAAUUUGAAAAGUCCUGGACCGAGGUUGCAGCAUCACUGGCCAUUUUGCGAACCCGUAUCGUUUAUACGCCUGACUCCGGCUCGGUACAAGUAGUAAUACAAGAUUCGCCACCGUGGGCAACUGCAUCCAAUCUCUCAAGCUUUCUUGACAAAGAUCGGGUGGCACCAUUCACGUAUGGCACACCCUUACAUCGGUUCGCGAUAGUUGAUGACUCAACAAGGAAUGCUCAUGGGUCUCGUGAGCGGUAUUUCGUAUGGACAGCCCAUCACUCUGCUUAUGAUGCACACACUAUCACAAGAAUAUUCGAGACAUUCGCUAGGGUAUUCCAGGGACGUCCAUACGAUACUGAAACCCCUCUUCCACGAUUCAUGCGUUAUCUCGAAGAGAACAACCAGAACGGAGGAUGGGAGCGCUCCGCAACGUACUGGAAGAAGGAACUAGACGGAGCACAGCUGGCACGAUUUCCAGAGGUUCCAAGUCCCUCUUAUCGACCGUUUGCCGGUGGUAGACUGAGACACCGCUUACAACAGCUUCAGAGACCAGGUGGAGAUAAGAAAUACAGCAAUCGUGUUUCAGUCGCUACUAUCUUGCGAGCAGCGUGGGCCUUGGUAGUUGCUAGCCGCACUGGAAAUGACGAAGCUUUGUUUACAGAAGUACUUUCAGGCCGCGAUCUUCCAGUACCAGGCAUUGAUGACGUCGUAAUGCCCACGGUCACCUCCGUGCCCACCAGAAUUCGAACUGAUCGGAAGAAAGCGGUUGUGGAAUACCUCUCCCUAGUUGAGUCCCAGAGCAGAAAUACGGCGCCCUAUGCACAAUUUGGUCUUGCCAAUAUUCGUCGUGCUGUUCCAGGCCUUGGUCACGACUUCGAUCCUGGACACCUCUUCAUUGUGCAGCCGGGGCCACCCUUGAACCAUAUCGCACUCGCUGAGAUGGUGGGUGUUGAGACAAUCAAAACGGAGAUACAAAACUUUGAGGGUUAUGCGCUAGUUGUGGAAUGCACACUCGACACUGACGGAGCUGGGAUACAUGUUGAAAUGCGGUUUGAUGAAGCAGUUCUCUCCUCAUCGCAAGCAGUGGCACUUAUGGCUCAACUAGAGCACGUUGCCCACACAUUGCAGGCUUAUAACCGCCCAGACCCAGUUUUAGAUCAUUCUGAGCGAAGCGUCGCAAUCGAAGAACUAGAUUUGGUCAGCUCGGAAGACAAAGAGAAGCUGCUGAAGUGGAACGGACCAUCUCCGAAUGCAAUCCAGUCCACUUUAGACCAGCUUGUCAGAGAAAAGAUGGCGAAAACUCCCCAUUCUCUUGCAGUUUGCUCAUGGGAUGGUGACCUUACUUAUUCGCAGCUAGACGCUGCUGCCGAGAGUUUAGCACAGCACCUCGUCUUGCUAGGGGUUGGUCCUGAGAGCUUGGUCGGGCUAUGUAUGGAUAAAUCCAAGUUUGCAGUUGUGUCAGCAUUGGCGAUCCAACGCGCCGGUGGUGCUGUUACACCUCUCGGUGUGCAGUACCCUAUUGCUCGGAUCCAGACUAUACUGAUGGAUGCCAAUAUCUCCGUGGUCUUGGUCGACAUUGCCCAGUCGAAACGCUUCAACACGCUUGUUUCCAACUGUGUUGUAGUCAACAACGAUUUACUAGGCUCCCUACUAGCCCAGGACAUGACUGCACUCUCGCGAGCUAGUCCGAGCACGUCCGCAUGGGUCAUCUAUACAUCAGGGAGUACUGGUGUGCCCAAAGGGGUGGUACUUGAGAACCAAGCCCUGUGCUCGAGCAUCCUUGCUCACGGAACGCGCUUUGGAUUUACACCCUCGACGAGGACUUUUCAAUUCUCCGCAUUCACCUUCGAUAACGCCAUUCAAGACUUCUUUACUACCUUGGCCUUUGGAGGUUGUGUUUGCAUACCGUCUGAGCAGGAUCGCAUGAACGAUCUGGCCUCUGCGAUGAAGGACCUCGCGGUGACAUUCUCAAGCUUCACACCAACAGUUCUCUCUCUGCUAGAUCCAGAGAGCGUUCCAAUCUCACUAGAGUGCAUCGCUCUCGUUGGCGAGGCAGUGAAACCUGCUGUGGUCCAGCCCUGGCUUGGACGUGUCAAACUGAUCAACGCCUAUGGGCCAGCUGAAUGCAGUAUUCACUCCGCCAUCAAUGAUCCAAUGCUUUUCUCAGAAGAUGCAUCUAUCAUUGGAUAUCCUGUGUCGAACCACCUAUGGGUAACGAAUAGCCGUGACCACAACUCUCUUGUUCCCAUCGGAGCUCCAGGCGAAUUGCUAAUCGAAGGACCUACACUCGCCCGUGGGUACCUGAACGAUAAUGCCAAGACCUCAAAGUCCUUCGUACUCGAUCCAGACUUCAUCAAACCACUCCAUCUGCCACCUGGACGCCGUAUGUAUCGGACUGGCGACCUCGUCCGACAACGCAGUGAUGGUAGACUGGUCUAUCUUGGCCGCCUGGAUACUCAAAUGAAAGUACGAGGUCAGCGUAUUGAGGCAGGUGAGAUCGAGUCACACAUUGUCAGUCUUCAACCGCAGAUCCGACAAGCUUGUAUAGACCUCGUACAAGUCCAAAGCGGUGCCGACUCAACCCUUCUGGCAGCAGUGGAACUUCUGAACGGUUUCCAGGUCGAUGACGACAAUGUCGAGCGUGAUGAGGCUCUUGAUGGCAUAGAACUUCCAGAGUUCAUUUCCCGCCCUUCACGCUAUCUCAAUACUAUGCUAGGAGAACUCCGCAACAAGCUCCUUCAAGUUCUACCUCCAUUUAUGGUCCCGACACAUUUCAUACCCCUAAGCCUCCCGGUGAAUGCAUCAGGCAAAUUGAAUCGGCAAGCAACGAGAGCGAUUCUCGAAGCUCUUACUCGUGAGCAACUGAGAGCAUUCUCAGUCGACCAGAAGAAUACGGGAGAGGAUCGAAUGCUAUCAGAGACUGAGAUACAGCUGCGUCUCCUUUGGGCGGAGGUGCUAGGUCUUCAAGUCGAAGAAAUUGGUGGCGCGAAUGAUGAUUUUAUUCAGCUCGGGGGUGACUCUGUGGUGGCUAUGAGGCUUGUUGCCGCAGCGCAGAGGGCACCAAUACCAAUGCAGCUUGGAGUUGCUGAGAUUCUCCAAAAUCCGCGCCUUGAGGAUAUGGCACGAGUAUCAAGUGAACACACAUCUGCAGCUAUCAAGGCGUCGGAAGCGGAUCCAGUGCCAUUCGAGCUUUGGGAUGGCUUCCAAGGUGCAGGCGAAAAUGAGCAAGAAGAACGGCUUACCGCUGUCAUCGAGCAAUGCGAUGAUCUUACAAACCUUGAUGAAAUAGUUGAUGUAUAUCCCUCGACCCCUCUCCAGGAAGGCUUGAUGGCCGUCACAUUCCAACAGCCGACCGCUUACGUUGCACAGCAAGUGUUCCGGUUGGGAGCAGAUGUCGAUAUUCCGCGCCUGCAACGGGCAUGGGAACAAAUAAGCAACAAACUGGCAAUCCUCCGCACUCGAAUGGCAUACACCGCGGGCGGUUCCGUGCAAUUUGUUGUGAGGACAGCAUUGCGAUGGGAAUUUCAGUCUGGUCUUCAAACUUACCUGGAGCAUGAUAAAUCAGUCCCUUUCUCAUAUGGGACGCCGCUUCACCGCUUAGCGAUCGUUCAGGAUGACUCGAAUAGAUACUUCGUUUGGACAGGACAUCACGCAGCAUAUGAUGGCUGGUCAUUACUACGCAUCUUCCGCAUGCUUGUUCAAGUCUAUCAGACAGGCGAGGAUAGUUUGGCAGUGGUUCCGGUCUCGCGCUUUGUCAGAUACCUGCAAGAGAGAGACGAGCAUGCCACAGCAGCUUAUUGGGGCGGUCAACUUGAAGGGGCCGAACUGAUCCAGUUUCCUCCACUUCCAAGCCCAAAUUAUCAGCCCCACGCCGACAGUUUUCUCCAAAUCCGGCUCGACGGGUUCUGUGGGGAGCAUGUCACCAGUAGCACCCUUCCCAAGGCCGUCCUCCUGCGAGCAGCAUGGGCCGCGACUGUCGCGACUUACACCGGGGCCUCUGAAGCAAUAAUCAAUGUCGCGUUAAGUGGCCGCGAUGCACCCGUUCCCGACAUUGGUAACAUUAUUGGACCAACGGUUACCACAGUGCCGGUCCGGAUAAAGGCCCACAACGAUCAGUCAGUAGAUGCCUUCCUAGAUGCCGUUGACCAGCAAGCCAAGGAAAUGGUCCCUUUUGCGCAGAUUGGAUUGCAUGGAAUUCGGAAUGUGGUGUCAGGAUUGGAUUCAGAUUUCGAUCCAGGACACCUAUUCAUAAUCCAGCCAGCACCCACGGGCGGCGAACUAGAGGCGCUCGACGCUAUCGGCCUCCACCUUGACACCGCAAUCACAGACAGGCCGGACUUUGGUGGAUAUGCGCUUGCCGUAGACUGUAUAGUCGAUGCUGACAGCAUCAACAUGGAGUUUCGCUAUGACAGCCACGUGCUCCCACACGAAAGAGCAACGGCUAUUCUGUCACAGUUCGAGCACACUUUCCGCCAAUUGGAGUUACACGGUAGCAAACAUGUCAUCGCCGACCUUGACCUCUUCAGCCCAGCUGAUGCCGACACUGUGCGUGGAUGGAACCAACGUCCACUAUCAGCGAAGCAAGCAUGCAUCCAUGAGCUAAUACGCGUGACGGCCGAAGAAAACCCACAGUCUCCAGCUGUUAAUGCAUGGAAUGGGGAGUUCACAUAUGCAACUCUCUAUGCCACGGCCCGUAAGCUUGCCAGUCACCUGUCGAGCGAUUGCGGAGUUGGUCCAGAGGUCACCGUCGGCCUGUGCAUGGAUAAAUCGCGCUGGGCUGUCGUCUCUAUGCUGGCUAUCCUCAUGGCAGGUGGCGUCGUGGUACCGUUGGGGGUCCAGCAGCCACUGGCCAGGGUGGGAACUAUUACGAUGGACUCGAAGAUCUCCACCAUUCUGGUCGAUAAUAUGCAGUCCACAAGGCUUGUAGGUCUUGAGGGUAUUUCACCACGCUUGAUCGUCAUGGACGCUGCUUUCCUAGAGAAGCUGCAGUCACCCCAAGCUUCAGGGCCGAUCUGCGACGCGGUUUCACCCGGUAACGCGGCCUGGAUUGUGUAUACAUCUGGAAGUACUGGAGUACCCAAAGGUGUAGUUCUCGAACAUCAAGCGCUUUGUAGCAGUAUCCAUGCACACGGCCCUCGCUUCGGACUCGAUACUAGUACUAGAGCUCUUCAGUUCGCUGCUCACACUUUUGACGCUGUCAUUGAAGACAUCUUCUCUGUGUUGGUAUUUGGUGGCUGUGUUUGUGUCCCAUCCGAAGGCCAGCGUCUCAAUGAACUCACUGACACCAUUCGUGACUUCAAUGUCAAUUUCGUGAAUAUCACAUCAACCGUGGCAUCACUUAUCGACCCAGCUGAUGUGCCCAUGAUAAAAACUCUGCUCUUUGGUGGCGAGACGGUCAGCCCUGCGGUUGUAGAGAAGUGGCUUGGGCAUGCGAAAAUGAUGAAUUCCUAUGGCCCAUCAGAAUGUUGCGUUGAUGUUAGCUGCUCGGCACCUAUCAUGCACCCACGUGACGCUCACACUGUCGGGUUCCCGCUUGACGUAUCCUUCUGGGUCACCAGCCAAUCUGACUACAAUCGUCUUGUUCCUGUUGGGACGCCUGGGGAGUUACUCGUGGAAGGCCCGCUUCUCGCAAGAGGAUACCUCAACGACCCAGGUAAAACCGCCGAGGCAUUUGUUUGGGAUCCAGAAUUCGUCACACGUCUCGGCUUAUCAACUGGCCGUCGUAUGUACAGGACUGGAGACCAUGUACAACAAAACCCCGAUGGGUCGCUCAUUCACCUUGGGCGGAUUGAUUCCCAGAUCAAAAUCCGUGGCCAGAGAGUAGAGGCUGGUGAGGUGGAAAGCAAUAUUGUGCGAUGCCACCGCGAAGUUCGAGGCGCGUGUGUGGAUCUGAUACGGCCAAGAGACAUAUCUGGAGAUCCGAUAUUCAUGGCAGCGAUCGACGUUGGUGAAUAUGGACGGGAUGAGAACGAUGACCAGGGUAGUCUACCCCCACAAAUACUACGCCAGCCGACACAAGCCCUACGCAUAAUGAUCCAGAGCCUCCGGGCGGAUCUACUAUCGGUCCUGCCGCGGUACAUGGUACCCUCUUUCGUGCCAAUGACGAGCCUUCCAGUCAACGUCUCCAGCAAGUUGGACAGACGGGCUACACGUGAAGUUCUUAGUGGCCUGAGCCGAGAAGAACUUGGGGCGUUUGAAAAAGCACCUGAAAGUGCUGAAUCCAGGCCUUUGUCUCCCAUGGAGAACCAACUUCGCGAAAUCUGGGUUGAAGUACUCGGAUGCUCACCCAACCUAGGCCCUGAAGACCAUUUCAUCCUGCUCGGGGGCGACUCCAUCACAGCAAUGCGCCUUGUUACCGUCGCUCAAAAAGUCGACAUCCACGUCGGAGUGGCAGAUGUGCUUCAAAACCCGCGCUUAUCGGAUUUGGCCCGGGUCGCUGAGAGCUACGAUAGCGCAAAAGCUGCCGAGGAGGAUCCAUCUGCGUUUGAGCUCUGGGAUGAUUUCACGUCUCUCAGAGCGGACUUGCAGCAAGAAUGGCUUACAACCAUUGCCGAGCGAUGUGGGGGACUUAUGUCACAGGACAUUGAGGAUGUGUAUCCAUCGACACCUCUUCAGGAAGGCCUAAUGGCGAUGACGGCUCAGCAGCCUGGAGCCUACGUGACGCAGAAUCUCUUCCGCAUCCAAGGCAUUGACGUACCGCGCUUCAAGGCAGCUUGGGUGAAACUGAUGGAUUUGCUCACCAUCCUACGUACACGCAUAGUCUACCAUAGGACUCAGUCGGGCGCUCUGCAAGUAGUAGUGCGCAAAGCUUUAGACUGGAACGAAACAACCGACUUGCAAAAUUAUCUAGCACAAGAUCUUGCGUUGCCGUUCGCGUAUGGAACGCCACUUCAUCGGCUAGCAAUCAUUCUGUCUGCGAAUGGCGAGGCAGAGCACUUCGUAUGGACUCAACAUCACAGCGGCUACGACGGAUAUCAGAAUGCUCUGACACUCAAAAUGCUUUCUCAACUCUACCAGCACGGAGUUGAUCAACACCAUCGUCCAACGCCAGUCUCUCGUUUCAUGAAAUAUCUGCAACAGGCAGCUGACGGCACGAAUGGCCCCGCUUACUGGAAACAGCAGUUGGAGGGUGCCCAAGUAACGCGGUUUCCUCCUCUCUUAAACCGGGCCCACCGGCCACAGGCAGCCAACGUACUCCAUGCGCAAUUAGAGCCCGACAAGAACUUGGGAGUCACAUUGCCCACUUUGCUACGGGCUGCGUGGGCCGCUACGGUCGCCACAUACACUGGCUCACAAGAGUCUGUGUUGAACGUGGCCCUCUCUGGACGCGAUCUACCGCUUGCCGAUAUCGCGAGCAUAGUGGCCCCGACGGUGACGACCGUUCCAGUAAGAAUUCGAGUAGAUCCGAAACAGACGGUAUCCAAAUUCUUGGCUGAAGUAGAGGAUCAAAGCAAACAAAUGGUUCCUUACAUGCACUUUGGAAUCCAGAAUAUCCGCAAAACCGCAGGCCUAGGUCAGGACUUCGAGCCGGGCCAUCUGUUCGUUGUUCAGCCCGCUUUUACCGACGAUAGCCUGGAAGGUAUCGGCCUGGAGGAACCAACUGUUGUAAACAAUGCCGGUUUCAGUGGUUACCCUCUUAUCGUGCAAUGCACGGUCAAUGCCGAUGCGAGGGAUGUGAAUGUCGAGGUUCAGUUCGACGAAAAGGUACUCCCACUGUCUCGAGCAGAGGCACUUGUCGCUCAAUUCGAGCACUUUUUGCAGUUGCUAUCUACCCAUGGUCGCCCAGGAGCGCCACCGUGCUCAAUGGGUCAACUAAACCUUCUCAAUCCCAUUGAUGCUGCUACGUUGCGACAACUGAAUCAAGAAACGCCAAAAGCCCACCAGAAACUGAUCCACGACUUGGUCAAGUCGACAGUUGAUCAGCAACCAUCGGCGCCAGCUGUAAGUGCCUGGGAUGGAGAGCUCUCGUAUGGGGAACUCGAUGGCGCAGCUCGCAGGCUUGCUCACCACUUAGUUACCCUUGGUGUCAGACCCGAAGUUAAAGUAGGGGUUUGCAUGGAUAAAUCCCGCUGGGCUGUCGUGUCAAUGUACGCAAUUCUCCAAGCAGGGGGUGUUGUCGUACCGCUUGGUGUUCAGUUUCCAGUUAGUCGAUUGGCAACGAUAAUAGCCAACGCGGAGGUUGCAGUCACCCUCUUGGAUAGUGCGCAGGCAGUGAGACUGGAGGGCGUGGCGCCACAGCCAACGGUAGUCGAUGCCAGCUUUCUUGGGCGCUUGGCCAUUGGCAAUGAUACGAUGCCUGCCUGCACAGAAAUAUCUCCAAGCAAUGCUGCUUGGAUUGUAUACACAUCUGGUAGCACCGGCACUCCGAAAGGGUCUGUUCUGGAGCACAAGGCACUGUCUACCAGUCUUCUCACCCACGGGCCACUGCUCAAUUUCGGGCCUCAAACGCGAGCGCUCAACUUCAGUGCUUAUACUUUCGACAUCACGAUCCAGGAUCUAUUUACCACAUUGAUAUUUGGGGGUUGUGUAUGCGUUCCGUCAGAAUUCCAACGGCUCAACGACCUAGAGGCCGUGAUACGGUCAUUACAGGUCAACACUCUCCACCUCACAACGACCGUUGCAUCUCUUAUCACUCCGGCUAGCGUCCCUCUCGUCAAGUCUGUUAUUUUUGGAGGCGAAGCCGUCACACCGGCUGUCGUUGAUAUGUGGCUUGGGCAUGCGACACUCAUAAACACGUAUGGUCCUUCUGAGUGUUGUAUCAAUUCGUCAUAUAGUCUGCCGAUACAGAGACCAGAGGAUGCAUCGGUCGUAGGCUUCCCUGUUGCCGGGUGCUUUUGGGUUACUGAUGUUAACGACUACAACCGUCUCUGUCCACUGGGAGCGCCUGGACAGCUUUUGAUUGAGGGCCCGCUGCUUGCACGCGAGUAUCUGGGGGCAUCAGAGAAAACAGAAACAUCAUUUAUUGUUGAUCCAGGCUUUGUUUCAACACUGGGCUGGGCGACAGAUUCUGGACCACGUCGUAUGUACUGCACGGGGGAUCUUGUCCGUCAAAAUAGCGACGGCUCGCUUGUGCACCUCGGUCGCUGUGAUGCGCAAAUCAAGAUCCGAGGCCAGCGCGUGGAGACGGGUGAGAUAGAGAGCCAUAUUACACGAGUAGAGUCAAAGAUCCAGAGGGUAUGCGUAGACCUCGUACAUCCAAGCGACAGUAUAUCUGGCGAACCUGUUCUUCUUGCGGCUCUCGAAAUGCAAGCGGACCAAUGUAGUCCGAACGGCAGCCAUGAAGCAUGCGUACCAGCCCCGGCCAAUGGGGCCAUUCCGCCCACAUCUCACUUUCACACUAUGGUCCAGAAAGUCCGGAGUGCCCUUGGACUUGUGCUGCCAUUCUACAUGAUACCACAUCAUUUCGUGCCAUUUUCAAGCUUGCCUAUGAACGCCUCCGGAAAACUGGACCGUCGAGCGAUUUGUGAUGUCCUCUCAGGCCUGAGUUACAGUCAGCUUGGAGCAUAUGACCGAUCGCUCAACGCCGAAGAUAGGCCACUCACAUUUAUGGAACAACAACUCCAGGUGCUCUGGGCCGAGGUCCUGGGUCGACCUGCAGGAACUAUCAACGCAGAUGACGACUUCAUUCGUCUUGGAGGCGAUUCAGUCACUGCAAUGAGGCUCGUUGCGCUAGCGCAAAGGAAGCGGAUGAAUCUCGGAGUCGCAGACAUUUUGCAGAACCCCCGUCUCGCUGACUUGGCCAGUGUAGCAGAGGAGUACGGGGAAAGAGCGCUCAGAGUCGCUCAGGCGGACCCUACACCAUUCGAGCUCUGUCGUGUUGAUGCAACGGACCGAGAGGAAUGGCUAGCUAGCCUAGCAGAGCAGUGUGGCGUUGCCCCAAGUUCGAUCGUGGACGCGUACCCGACCACGGCCUUGCAGGAGGGUCUGAUGGCUAUCACAGCUCAGCAGCCGGGUGCAUAUGUUGCGCAAAACGUCUUUCGCAUCCGACGAGAUGUGGACAAGUCACAAUUUAUCACACAUUUUCAGUCGAUCUGGGCAGAGCUCAUGACCAUCCUCCCGAUCCUAAGGACACGCAUCGUCUAUGCCACACAAUCCGGCUCUGUCCAAAUCGUUUUACCAGAUCCUUUACAUUGGGACAUUGUUGACUCCGACUUAAGUUCUUACCUAGCCAGAGAUCAAGCAGUGCCCUUUGCAUAUGGCACACCGCUUCACCGUCUUGCAAUCGUCCGAACUUUGAGCAACAAAGACGACGCCUUCUUUGUGUGGUCAGCCCACCACGCUGGAUAUGACGGUGCAAGUAUGCUGCAGACUUUUCAACUCCUAGCCCAGGUCUACCAAGGAGAGAAGCAGAUUGCCACAGCACCCAUCCCACGGUUCAUCAAGUAUCUAGAACAGGCAGAUAAGGCACAGGCAACUGAGUACUGGAGACUGCAAUUGGCAGAUGCAAAUCUGACUCGCUUUCCUCCUCUACCACAUCCACUAUACCGCCCACGCGCCGAUUCUGUAGCGCAGCGGCGUAUUCGCAAUGGGGGAACACAGAGCGGGACGCCAGUGGCCAUCCUAUUGCGUGCGGCUUGGGCUAUGACAAUCGCUUCUUACACCGGAAGCACCGAAUCCACCUCAACUGUGGCACUAUCUGGCCGGGAUAUUCCAGUGUUGGGUAUAGAGAACGCGGUUGUUCCGACUCUUGCCACUGUGCCAGUGAAAACACGCUUCGAUGAUCCCGCGCAGCCUGUUUCAAAUUUCCUGGCCUCCGUGGAACGCCAAACUGAAGAGAUGAGGCCAUUCAUCCAUACAGGCAUUCAGCAUAUCCGUGCAGCUGUGCCUGGACUGGGAUCCGAUUACGAUCCGGGACAUCUGUUUAUCAUACAGCCAAUAAUGGAACACGGUGAUCGCAACCCACUCCAAACACUUGGCCUAGAGCCAAUUGUUUCAGACAAUGCAGAGUUUGGUGGAUAUGCGCUUGCUGUGCAGUGCACCGUCAGUAUCGAUCACGCUGUAGACGUUGAACUUCGAUUUGACCAGGAGAUAAUCCCACCACCAAUGGCUGAGGGUCUUCUCUCGCAGUUUGAACACCUCUUGCAGAUGCUAGAGAACGGCGGAGAUACUCCCAUUGGGAAGCUUGACCUUUUCAAUCCGGCUGAUUUGGAGAGGGUUCAAAGGUGGAAUAAACCCGCACUGCAAGCAGAGCCGGAGGAAUCUUGCAUUCAUGACCUUGUACAGGUCAUGGUGGACAAACAGCCGCAAGCGCAAGCUGUCUCGUCGUGGGAUGGCGCGCUAUCAUAUAGCGAGCUCAACAGAGCUGCCUGCACCUUAGCACAUCACUUGGCCAGCCUCGGUGUUGGACCAGAAGUCACUGUUGGUAUCUGUAUGGAUAAAUCAUUAUGGGCGGUGAUUUCGAUGUUGGCCAUCCUUCAAGCUGGCGGUGUAGUAGUUGCCCUCGGUACGCAACACCCUCCGAGCCGCAUCAAAACCAUCAUCGCAGAUGCAGAUAUCCAUGUGGUUUUGGUCGAUAAAGCGCAAGCAAAACGACUACCAGGCGUAGCGCACUCCAUCGUGGUCGAGGCUUCUUUCAUCGAGCAACUCCCAGCCAGCACACUGCCACCUCAUUCAGGUGUAUCCCCAAAUAACGCAGCUUGGAUCAUUUACACAUCUGGUAGCACUGGAACGCCAAAGGGUGUUGUGCUUGAACACAAAUCACUAUGCAAAGGGAUCAAAAGCCACGGCACUCUGUUCGGCAACAGCUCCAAGACCCGUGCACUUCAAUUUGCAUCACAUACCUUUGGUGUCGUCAUUGAAGACAUGUUCACAACGCUUAUCUUUGGAGGCUGUACAUGCAUUCCGUCCGAGGAUGAACGCCUGGACAUGAAAGGGCUUGCCCAUAUGAUGCGCCGCACUCACGUCAACUUUGUCAACUUGACAUCUACUGCUGCGUCCCUGAUUGAUCCAUGCGAUGUGCCUGAGAUUGAAACUAUUGUACUGGGUGGCGAGGCAGUCAGACCUGCCGUAGUCAAACUGUGGAAAGGGCAUGCGAAAAUACUCAAUGCCUAUGGACAGAGUGAAUGCUCCGUUGAGUCGGUCAUUAGUAUGCUUAGCGAAGACCGAGAUGCCAGCAACAUUGGUUUUCCUAUCGCCGGAUCCGCUGCAUGGGUGGUUGAUCCGUCCGAUUACACCCGCCUCGUUCCAGUGGGGGCUCCAGGAGAGCUCUUGAUUCAGGGGCCACUGCUAGCACGGGGCUAUCUGAACGAUGCGGCCAAAACAGCUGCUUCGUUCAUCUCGGGGACUCCUCUUCUGACGCACCUCGGUAUAUCAGACUCAUCUCACAAUCGCAUGUAUUGUACGGGCGAUCUCGUACGGCAGAAUGCGGAUGGCUCGUUGAUCUACCUUGGCCGUCGUGAUGGCCAGAUCAAAGUGCGCGGCCAAAGGGUUGAAGUAGGCGAGAUUGAGAGCCUCAUAGUUCAACUUUAUCCGGAAGUUUCUCACGCCUUUGUCGACUUGGUCGAAUCGCAGAAUGGAACCUCACCCGCCGACUUGACGCUUGUGGCCGCGAUCGAACUUCAGGAAACAGGCUACACUCAGGUCGGUGAAGAAAGUAAGAAGCAGGGCUUGCCAAUGACAGUCCGAGCGCCUACAAAAGAUGUACUAGCCAUGAUACAAAGGAUACGUACGGAUCUACUACAGGAACUUCCCCCCUAUAUGGUCCCGGGCUAUUUUGUCCCCAUUUCAGGCCACUUGCCCAUCAAUGCAUCGGGCAAAUUGGACCGACGUGCUGCACGAGAAAUCAUCAAAGCCUUGACUCCAGACCAGCUCCGAGCGUUGAAUAGGAUACCCAGUGAUCCUGGCAGGCUUCUGUCACGAACUGAAGAGCAUUUACGAGCUGCUUAUGCCGGAGUGCUUGGCUGCUCUCCAGAGGACAUAGGACUUCAUGAUCAGUUCAUCCAACUAGGUGGUGAUUCUGUGGCUGCAAUGCACGUUGCUGCAGCAUGCCGCAAACGCGGCGUUAGAGUCUCUGUCCGAGACGUGCUGCAGCAACAAAGUAUCUCAGCGUUGUCUACACUUGUAGAGAUAAGGGCCAAAGAUGGCACGUCAAACAGCUUGCCCAACAUGCCAGCGGAGUCGUCCGGCGUAACGGAUGCCCAGGAGAGUGUACUCAAUCACCAUGUUUCUCACCCAGAUGUAGACAUGACUUACUUUGCGAUGGAUGGCAAAACGACUCUGGGUGUGGAGAGGAUGGUGAAUGCUUGCAAGCAGCUCAUCACAAGUAUUGAGGCGCUUCACACAGGCUUCAUCCGCAAAGAUGAUAAAUGGGAGCGACUGGUACUCUCAUCGUUCAAGCCGGAAGUUUUGGUAUAUGUCACGGAAGACACAAUCGAUCAGUGGACCGAGAGUUUCGUUCAUGACCGGAAAUUCGGGUCUUUUGAGCUCGGACGUCCGCUUGCAGACAUUGCGAUCUGCAUACAAAAACAGACUGGGGCGCAUCGUAUACUUUUCCGCUUCUCUCACGCUAUCUAUGAUGGCAUGAGUCUUCCAAAGUUCUGGGCAAUCCUUCAACAAAUCUACGCUGACAACCAAACCGAGCAAACGGCAUCCUUCUCGCAGUAUGUCGCUCAAGUUGAGCAUCGUAGAUCUCAAGAAGCGUCUGGAUAUUGGACUCGCCUUCUACAAAACACACCAAUGACGCCCAUUGGGGAUUCGGUUCCUCGAGAUCAUGAGUUUGUAUGGCGGGCCCAAGUUAUUGGUCCCAAGACGAUAGAGCUCGGCCAAAAUAUCCCCAUGGGUAUGACCUGCGCAAGUGUCCUCAAAGCAGCAUGGGCAAUUGUGCUGGCCAAUCAUGCGGAGCGAGACCAAGUCGUAUUCGCAGACAUUGUAUCGGGUCGUGCUGGGGUUGACUCAUCCGUCGGCGACGUUGCGGGCUGUUGUGCGACUCCAAUGCCAGUCUGUGUCCGGCUUGACCUUUCGUCCACAUAUUUAGACCUUGUACAGGCCGUGCAAAAACAGCACCUGGAUAGCAUGCCCUUUGAGACCUUUGGUUUCGGCCAGAUUGCUCAGCAUUGUACAGACUGGCCCGCAGGCACCAUUCCUACGUCUGUCAUCAACCACGCGCCGACACGCGUUGCCGGAAGCAAGAUUGAGAUAGGCGAUACAGAAUACACAAUCUGUCAGCCAAAGCAGAGCGAGCAGGAUUGGACUUACAGCAACAUCCGGAUUGCGUGGCAACAAGUCGAUGGCGAACUAGACCUAAGUCUGGUUUAUGCAGUCGACCACGUCACCAGUGAGGUCGCUCAGCGACUUUAUGACGAUCUCAUUUUCACUAUUCAGAGAAUCCUUACAUCACCCCAUGCCUUGAUUCAAGAGCAGCUGCCAACAAGCACAUGA